AUGUUCCGAUCCCAAACUACUGUUAUCACGGCGGUACUGUCCCUGCUAUGGACUGCCACUGUCAUCACUGCACUCGGAAGUCCAACAAUCCAGGAGCUGACGGUGGCGCUCGACUAUGGCUCCUUCCAAGGAGGCUACUCUGCAGAUUACAACAUAUCCUACUGGCAAAAGAUACCCUUUGCAGCGCCCCCAGUCGGUGCCCUGCGUUUCCGUGGUCCUCAACCCCCAGAUUCGUACAAAUGCGGUGGGGUUUACAACUCAAGCCAGACGUUUGACAUGUGCCCUCAGAGAACGACCAACGGCUCAGAAGACUGCCUGUACCUGGGCUUGUACACCCGCCCCUGGACGCCCACGCAGUCGCUACGCCCAGUGAUCAUCGCCUUCUACGGCGGCGGCUUCAUCCGGGGCUCUGCGAGCUUUACGCUGCCGCCGUCGCUGUACCCGAUCCAUAACCUGACGCGCGGCGACACGGUCGUCAUCUACCCAAACUACCGUACCAACGCCUUUGGCUUCCUCCCGGGGCGGCAAGUGGCCGAGGACUGGCCCGAGUCGGACCUGAACCCGGGCCUGCUGGACCAGCGCGCCGCCAUCGAGUGGACGCGCAGGCACGUGCGCCACUUUGGCGGCGACCCGGACCGGAUAACCAUCCAGGGCCAGUCGGCCGGCGGCGGUAGCGUCUUGGCCCAAGUCCUCGCUGCUGCGGGGGAGUUCUCAGGCGCAUCAUGGCCGUUCCGCGCCGCGCUGGCAAAUUCGCCCUUUUGGCCUAAGGUCUACCGCUACGAGAGCCCGGAAGCGCAGUGGAUCUUUGACAAGGUCGCCGAGGAGGCCGGGUGCGGGAGAGCUCCUUCCGCAGAGGGGGAGUCGGACACGCGCCUGGCGUGCCUCAAGACGGCUGACGUGCAGGCGAUCCGCCGGGCUGCGCUGCUGGUCGCCGACAGCCACGUGCACACGACGUCGACGUUUACGUGGGCGCCUGUGAUUGACGGGCGGUUCCUGCGUCGGCCGCUGAGUAGUCUGGCUUCAUGUCAAUCGGGAAUUGCGGCUGGGUUUGCAAUGUAUAACACGCAUGAGGGCGAGGACUUUAUCCCGCCGGCUGGUGAUCUGUCUUUCGACUCCUGGCUCCCCGGGUUUCUCCCCAACCUAUCUCUCGCGGAUCUCGCAGCGGUCAAGUCCGCAUAUCCCGAAGUCGGCAGCUCAGAGACUAUCGCCGAGUACAGCAAUGCCUCCGUCCGCGCGGGGCUGAUAUAUCGUGAUGUAGUGUUGACCUGUCCGGCCUUGUGGUUCGCCAACUCCAGUGGUCAGGGCUGGUUGGGCGAGUACUCCAUUAGCCCAGCCAAGCACGCGAGUGACGUCUAUUGGUGGAACACAAUCAACCCCAUGCACGAGUCCGAUCGUUUCCAUUUUGAAGGCUACACAGGUGCCCUGGCCUCCUUCCUGCAGAACGGAGGCCCAAACGUGAGGAAGCUUACAAACUCGAGCACCCAUGGUGUUCCGCCGCUCGCGUCUGGGAUGCAGUUCCACAUCGACUCUCAGGGGUUUGGGCAGCUGGAGCUGGCGCACCUGAUCGAAAGGUGUGCUUUGUGGCAAAGGCUAGCGCCCAAGGUGCCUUUGUAG
Molecule: messenger RNA, 1614 nt
Organism: Pyricularia pennisetigena
Lineage: Eukaryota; Fungi; Ascomycota; Sordariomycetes; Magnaporthales; Pyriculariaceae
Exons: 3
Coding region: 1-1614 (537 amino acids)
Source: RefSeq, a predicted model, not a curated record